AUGUCCAUUGCUACCAUAUCAACCAAUAAAUUACCGUUCGCUAUCCAAACCAUUUUGGGUGAUGAUGAUGAACAAUACAAAAUUCCCCAAUGGGAGCGACCAAUUUCCGAGAAUGACCUUCCACGAAAUAGCUACGAUAAGAGCUGCUUACCUGAAUAUGCUGAUAUUAACUCCAUAAUUCCGCAUCACUUUUCUUUUCAAAGCAUAAAGGCUGCUACAUUCGAAAUUACAUCUGUACUGCCUUCUGUUAAUCGCUGCAAAUUUAUCUAUUAUCCAAUAUUAGUUUCCAGCCCAGAAGUUCAGAACUAUUGUCCCCAUUUUCCUUUUUCCACACAGUAUUCACCGAUACGAUACGGAUUUGCUUCUACUUCAGUAGCUAUGCCGAAUCAACUUGCUCAGCCUAGCAAAUUUGGUGACGUGCCCAAUCUGUUCGGUGUAAAAUUUGGAAAGUUGUCUGCAAAUUCGUCAUAUCAGCCGUUUUUUUCCUUCAAUUCUAACUUGGCUGAUUCUAAAAUUAUACAAAAUUCUGGUAUCAAACAAACUGUAUCACAUGUUAAUGUAAAUCAUGAACAUGGUGAAUUCUGUUCAGCUAAAAAUCCUUUAUCUUUUCCAAUGAUUAUUGCUUCUCUCGGAUCCGCGACUUUUGGUAAUAUAAGAAACAAUUUAGCAAAGCCACAAAAAAUGAAUCGACGAAAUGGUUCUACAACACCACGGCGUACCGGACAUUCUAACCAGAGUCAAAUUGUAGCAGGACAUAAGAAACCGCGUACGUCCUUCACCAAAAAACAGGUGGAAUCACUGGAAUGCAGAUUUCUAGAACAGAAGUAUUUGGCAAGUACCGAACGAGUUAACUUGGCUAAUCAGUUAGAAAUGAGUGAUAUGCAAGUUAAAACAUGGUUUCAAAAUAGACGUACAAAAUGGAG
This is a messenger RNA of Loa loa (African eye worm), 923 nucleotides long. RefSeq lists its product as hypothetical. Lineage: Eukaryota; Metazoa; Nematoda; Chromadorea; Rhabditida; Onchocercidae. The annotation marks the transcript as partial. Gene Ontology annotation, cellular component: nucleus. The record is from RefSeq and is a predicted model, not a curated record. Gene Ontology annotation, molecular function: DNA-binding transcription factor activity, RNA polymerase II-specific; RNA polymerase II cis-regulatory region sequence-specific DNA binding. The transcript has 2 exons. Gene Ontology annotation, biological process: animal organ development; regulation of transcription by RNA polymerase II.